AUGUGUGACAAAGGAUUCGUUGCUUUGAGUAUCUUGUGGGGGCUUCUGGCUGUUAUCGAGUCGCAGCCGUCGUGCCCCAGCAAUGUGUUUCAAAAACCACAAGAGGUUCUUGAUUGCGAGCAACGUGCGCAGAACGAGCCUGUAAACCAGACCCUGGCGUCAGAGGGCUGUAUGCGGACGUACUUUGUGAACAGAGUCACCGCCAACCCCUUGCUACCAGAAGACUACGCCAUGCUCAACGAAUUUGCCGCCAAAAAGUUUGGCAAGAAACCACCCGUGAGCGGCUACCGAAUACGACGUGACAUCCGGGUUCUCUCCGUCACAGAGCGACAAAAGCUAUUCCGGGCGUUCAACGUUCUCUACAAGACGGGCGUACUGGCGCAGUUCGGCCGUCUCCAUGGAGUUCAAAUGCUCCGGAAACACCACGGGGCCAGUUUCCUGCCCUGGCAUCGCGUUUACAUAGCGGCGGUGGAGGAGAAGCUCCGCGAGAUCGAUCCGGAAGUGUCGCUGCCCUACUGGGACUACACCAUGGACUACUAUCUGCCUCUUCCGUCAGACUCCGUCAUAUGGAGCUCGUGUUUCCUUGGCAACGGUGACGGCACGGUCCGCGAGGGUCCCUUCAGGAACAUGUACGGCGGCUUUAACACGCUGAUCGCCCGCGACAUCGCACGUAACGGAACUUGUCCGCCAAGAUUGAUCAACAAGGACGAUAUUGCUGAGCUGAUGGAUUUUUGCUAUUUUGCGAACAUUACGACCGGAAACACACCGAUUUACUACCAGCAGGUGAACAACCUGGAAGUGCUACACGAUGGCAUACACGAUUGGGUGGGCGGGGAUAUGGGCAACGGGGCCCAGGCGUCGUAUGACCCCGUGUUCUUUAUGCACCACGCCUUCAUCGACUACAUCUGGGAGCAGUUCCGAUGGCGGCAGUCAUCAUUGAUGUGCCGCGUGAACGUCGAGAAAGACUACCGGGAACCAGGUGACUACGCAGUCAACAACGCCCCUGGCCACGCCCCUUGGGAGGAGAUGCACGGGUUUGAGUACCUGCAGAACCGCGACGGUCUCUGGCGCAACUGGACCACAGCCGUGUACGGCUACUUACCGGCGCCAAAGUGUCCCGAAUGUGGCAAUUCGGAAAGCCUCUACUGCGACAUGGACGUGGACCCCCGCCGACCGGAGGGCGUCUGUGUGACGAAAACGAAGUUAUUCUGCGUCGACACCCCGCUAACGGACUUUGAUAAAGAUAGGCCGUUUGAAGAGCCGCUGGGUGGCGGGGCCACUGUGAUCCUGGGUACUAUACACAAGGGGCUGCCAGGGGACGGACGUACCAGAUUCAUGUCACAGGAAGAGGGCCUCGCUAUUCUUAGACAACAAGUUGGUCAUGUUAAUCCAUCGCAACAACCUAUAUUGCACGACGUAAAGGCACCGCAAGGCUACACACCGACGCUCAACAUGAACCUGCAUGAGGUAGUCUAUGUCGUUUCCAGUGCCGACGGCCAGGGGGCACUCGUGAAGUACGAGGACAUCGUCAAGGGACUGGUGACCACUGUUGCUACGAUCCUUGCAUGUGUGCUAUAAGUAACGCACGAAGCGAGGUCUAUGAGUUUUGUUUCUGCAGAGCAAUACUUUAAAUUGAAGUGUAUUGCUGAAGUGAAUUUGGACGACCAAUUAGAUUGGCAGAUUAAGAUGUCUGUUAUUGAAAAAAAAUGUUUACAAAACAUUAAUUGUUUAUGCACUUAAAUAGUGUUUUUUUCGACAAUUUGAAGAUUUUAUUAUUUUACUGUGCUUUGUUUAGAAGUAGAGUCAGGAUAUCAUUUGUUUAAUUUGUUGUUAAAAAUUACAA
Dreissena polymorpha is the source of this 1843-nucleotide messenger RNA. RefSeq names its product putative tyrosinase-like protein tyr-3. The coding region runs from base 1 to 1578 and encodes 525 amino acids. The transcript is spliced from 8 exons. Gene Ontology annotation, molecular function: oxidoreductase activity. Lineage: Eukaryota; Metazoa; Mollusca; Bivalvia; Myida; Dreissenidae. The record is from RefSeq and is a predicted model, not a curated record.